AUGUUCCUGAGGAGUUUGGGAUUAUUUUGUAGGUUUAAUAAAUUUCACCAUGUGUCAAAAUUUACCGGAAGAUUCCUCAAUACACAUCGCAUAAACCAGGCUAAUACUACUACUAAUAAUAAUAUUAGUAGUGUGAGAAGAGAUUUGGUGGAGAGUGAUGGGAUAUUGAGGGGAGUCCAUUUUAGUGAGCAGAAUAGGGGAAAAUUUGUGCCACAUCCUUUUAAUCGCAGAUUCGCAUUCUCAAAACGGCCUCUUUUCCCAAUCGAACCCAGGAAUCUCAGAAUAUACGGAUUACUGAGACGUAAGAGGAGAGGAGUGGGUAAAAAGUGUAAUAGCCGAGGAAUCAGGCAUAAACAUAAAAAGAAACGUGGCAGUAAACCGAACAGUAGAACCUUUGAAGGCGGUCAAACUCCUCUCUACAAACGCCUUCCCAAAUUCCCCGAAUCCAUUCUACAACCAUUUGAUCCUAAGUAUGACGUGUUGAAUUUGUGUAAGUUGAGGUAUUUUAUUGAGCGUGGCCGGUUGGACGUGCGGUUUCCUAUCACUCAGCGACACUUACACGACUCCAAAUGCGUCAAAGUUAAACACGGCGUUCAUCUUUUCAACGUGAAUGGAUAUCCGUUUCCGUAUAAGAUUGACAUUAGUGUGGCGAGUUGUGAUCAGUCAAGUGUUGAUGUUAUCAAAGCCGUUGGUGGCACUGUCACCAUCAUUCAUCACGAUAAAGUCUCUCUCAGAGCACACAUUAAACCACACAAAUUCGAAAUCCUACCACGAACCAGUAGGCCUGAUAUACGUCGUGUGUAUGAAUUGGAGAAGUUUAGGUUAAUGGGAUGUAAUGUUGUGUAUAUUAAACCACUCUGGCUCAUACAAGAAGAACAAAAAAUCAUACAACAACUCCAAGAACUACAACAAUUUGGCACUGAAGAUUACGACGAAAUAAUUACCAAAUACCGCCAAAAACUCAUUCAACAACAUCUUAACACGUAAAUAACACGUAAACACGUAA
Messenger RNA from Theileria parva strain Muguga, 1006 nucleotides. RefSeq names its product 54S ribosomal protein L10 (gene mrpl10). Gene Ontology annotation, biological process: translation. NCBI's taxonomy places the organism in Eukaryota, Apicomplexa, Aconoidasida, Piroplasmida, Theileriidae. Bases 1 to 987 code for a protein of 328 amino acids. The transcript has 7 exons. Gene Ontology annotation, cellular component: mitochondrial large ribosomal subunit. The record is from RefSeq and is a predicted model, not a curated record. Gene Ontology annotation, molecular function: structural constituent of ribosome.